Messenger RNA from Cladophialophora immunda, 1594 nucleotides. RefSeq lists its product as uncharacterized. Gene Ontology annotation, biological process: mRNA processing. Gene Ontology annotation, cellular component: mitochondrion. The record is from RefSeq and is a predicted model, not a curated record. NCBI's taxonomy places the organism in Eukaryota, Fungi, Ascomycota, Eurotiomycetes, Chaetothyriales, Herpotrichiellaceae. The transcript has 2 exons. The coding region runs from base 85 to 1290 and encodes 401 amino acids.
CUUCCGACUCACCACCCCGCCGCCGUUGUCCCCCAGGACGUCCUGCCCCUGCCCAUCUUUUCCCUUCUCUGGGUGCUGAGACACAUGUUCAAUACUUCUCUGCGCCGAGUGGCGCGCACCUGUACGAAUGCCCCGGCAGUACCCUCUCGCCCAUCUACUCCUACGGUAGCCUCCUUCACCUCCAACGCUCACCAGCGGCGGCAUUCCUCUUCGAAGCCACCCAUACCGCCGAACAAUGGCUCCCCGGCAAUCCCAGCAGCUUCUGUGAAACAAGUCGGCGCUCCCCGAUCUGAGUCGAAGCGACCGGGCGCUGAGUCGCGCCUUUCGAAGAAAAGGUCUUCCAAGGACAAGGCGGAGAACAAGGAAACCCAGGAUGACUGGACUUCAAAACUACCUGCGGUGCCUAGUCUGCAGCACUUGAACCCAAAAGAUGUUUAUGUUGCCUCCUUCUUCUCAACCCAUCGACCCAUGUCUAUCACCGGACCCGUGCCUCCCGAGGCGUCGAUAGAAGCGGUUGACAAAAUCUUCCAGCCAAAGCCGAAAUCGAGAUCACGUACUUCGUCUCAGGAUGUUAUCUACACCCUUGCUUCCGCGGUGGAAACCCUAGACGAGCAUAUUGCUCAAAAGCAUGCAGAUCAGCCCUCACAAAAUACGGCCGAGCAGAAGGCGGCUCUGAUCAAAGCCCUCAUGCAGCGCAAUGAGGCCCCCGCUGAUCCGAAUCGAACACAUCAUCUCGACGGUGCACCGCAAACCAUUCAGGUCGCGGGAGGCAAUAUCAAAUUAGUCAUCCAAGAAAUCCAGCGAAGGUUUCGGCCAUUCAAUGUUCCUCCGGUACCCCGACCCAUCAGCGAUGCUGAGAUCAACGCGAGCGAAGAGCAAUCUGCAGCCCAAGCAGAGAGGGGGGAAGAAUUGCAAGCCAAGGCCCUGGAAGUGGAAAUAGAACAACAGGAUUAUAAUGACCCUUAUAUUCAACAGGUGGUUAUCAACGUCCCGCGAGACUCGUCGGAUCUGCAAAGCGAGGGCUUUUUCACCAGCCGUGGUGCGUCUAUCAGGGAAAUCGAGAACCCAGACGCCUCAUCGUCCCUGCAAGAGAUUGAACAACAAUCACCUUUGGGACGAAGCCGGAUCAUUGGCCACCGAAGGCAAAUCGGCUCUAUUCCAUCCAAGAGAAGAGAAGGAAUGUACGCGAUCAGUGUCAAGAGACAAAGGCGCUUGAAGAUGAAGAAGCACAAGUACAAGAAGUUGAUGCGCAAGACAAGGAACUUGAGGCGGAAGUUGGGCCAGAUAUAAUGCCACCUGCACGGGACGCGAGGGUCUACCCUUUUUUUCUGCCAGUUCGCAUUGCUUGCAAGGAUCAUACACCUGAGUUAGACACAUCUGGACAUGAGGAUUUUUUCCAUUGUCGUUGCAUUUCAAGCGGGUCUUGCAGAGUCCUGGUUGUCUCCUCGACUUUGGGCGGGACGCAGUCGGCGAGUAGCAGCUUAUCGUUUCAGUUCCAUCUUCGCAACGCAGAACUAUAUACGGAGUACCGCCUCGAUCGAACCAGGUCCCUAAACCUCAGACGUGGCCCUCCCAGAAUAAUCUCUUCGCUCUC